This is a messenger RNA of Lycium barbarum (goji berry), 1321 nucleotides long. Its product is annotated as transcription factor MYB106-like. The record is from RefSeq and is a predicted model, not a curated record. NCBI's taxonomy places the organism in Eukaryota, Viridiplantae, Streptophyta, Magnoliopsida, Solanales, Solanaceae. Bases 14 to 1015 code for a protein of 333 amino acids. The transcript has 3 exons.
CAAAAAAAAAAAAAUGGGAAGGUCACCAUGUUGUGUAAAAGUGGGAUUGAAGAAAGGGCCGUGGACUCCUGAAGAAGACCAAAUACUCAUAGCUUACGUUGAAAAACAUGGAUGUGGUAGAUGGCGUGAUUUGCCAAUUAAAGCUGGGCUUAAGAGGUGUGGAAAGAGUUGCAGAUUAAGAUGGAUAAAUUAUCUAAGACCUGAUAUCAAGAGAGGGAAAUUCAGUUUGCAGGAAGAACAGUCAAUCAUUCAACUCCAUGCCCUUCUUGGUAACAGGUGGUCAGCUAUAGCAACUCAUUUGGCUAACAGGACUGACAAUGAAAUCAAGAAUUACUGGAACACGCACUUGAAGAAGAGAUUAACCAAGAUGGGAAUUGAUCCAAAUACUCAUAAACCACAGACCAACAUCUUUGGUUCUGCAAACCUAAGCCACAUGGCUCAGUGGGAAAAUACCCGUCUUGAAGCUGAAGCUAGGCUUGUUCGCGAGUCCAAGAAACAACAACUACAACAAAUUAUUUCGAACAACAACAACACUAUUAAUAAUUAUAAUAACCAUUUUGGGCUUAAUAAUUUCACUACACCUAAAAAUGUUUUACUACCCCUUCGACCAAAAUUUCCAUCACCACCUUGUCUUGACGUACUAAAAGCAUGGCAAGGAGGGGCAAAUUGGAUAAAUAUGCCAAAAAAUAACAAAGACAGUUUUUUCGAUAAUUCUCCGACAUCCACCUCAAACUUAUCGAACAACAACUUAUUGUUCAUGGUGCCUAACAAUAAUAAUAAUAUUUCAGGAACUGGAUUAGUGGAAAAUUCGUGUUUGGUUGGUGCUGGAGGUUUUGUGGAGAAUAUUGAUCAUGAAAUUGCAUCAUAUUCUAGUGAUCCAAGUUUGAACAAUAUUGCAGGGUUGACACACUUGCAAAAUGUUGUUGGAAGCUGCGAAGACAAUAUUCUUGAAGACGACAACAACAACAGCAACAAUUAUUGGAAUACUAUAUUAAAUUCGUGCCUCUUAUUUUGAUUUAUUGAAUCUAGAGAUUCAUGAAUCGCGAUCCUGAUGCAUAUAGAUACAAAUGGUUCAGAAGGAGUAAGAAUUUCCAGGAACACUGGGAACAGUAGCAGAAAAGCUGUUUUCAAGUAGUUUUAGUUCACUUGCUGAUGUUUCACCAGUAUCUUAAUUAUGUAGCCAUAUUGUAAUAGCUAAUUACUUAAUAUGUUUGAUAUAUAUUAGGACUUAGGAAAUUCUACCUUAGACUAGAUUUGUAAACCUAGUCUAGAGAAGAAUUGCCUGAGAGAGAAAUAUUAGGGCAAUAACUAUAUUGUACUA